Messenger RNA from Triplophysa rosa, 2301 nucleotides. RefSeq names its product E3 ubiquitin/ISG15 ligase TRIM25-like. The coding region runs from base 80 to 1693 and encodes 537 amino acids. Lineage: Eukaryota; Metazoa; Chordata; Actinopteri; Cypriniformes; Nemacheilidae. The transcript is spliced from 2 exons. Gene Ontology annotation, molecular function: protein binding; zinc ion binding. The record is from RefSeq and is a predicted model, not a curated record.
UACAACAAGGUAAGCCGGUAACAGGUCUGAUCGUUUCCUUGUGUACAUGCAGACGUGCAUUUGCUGAGAACGUGCCGACAUGUCUCAAAGUAAACCUGAGGAGAGGCUAACUUUGGAGUUGAGCUGUCCCAUCUGCUUGCAGCUGUACCGUGACCCCGUGGCCCUUCCUUGCGGACACAAUUACUGCCUGGGUUGCAUACAAAACGCAGUCGACGCAGGGGAUCCUAAGCACCCAAUGUGUUGUCCGGAAUGCAGAGAGGAGUACAGCAGCCCAAAGACGCUGGCAAGAAAUUUCAAACUCAGUGGCAUCGUGGACGGAUACCUGGCGGCCAUGUCUGGCGGCAGACUGAGAGCAGAUCCUUCGAUACCGUGUGACCAUUGUUUGGAUGAUCCCGUGGCUGCGGUGAAGUUCUGCACAUGUUGCGAGAUGUCACUGUGCUCUGGCCACCUCGAGUGCCACAAGGAUCACAUGUUAGUGGAGGUGUCUGCGGAGCAGGGCGGGAAGAGAUGUCCGGUGCAUAGGAAGACCACAGAAUACCUGUGCAUGAAAAAGCGACUGUUCCUCUGCUCAGACUGUUUGAUGGAGGGGACCCACCAGAACCAUGACGUGCAGACGUUUGAGGUCGCUAAGGAGGAGAUGAAGAGUGUCCUGGUGGGGAUGAGGAAGACUGUGUCUGACAAGCUUCAGAUGACCGAAGCUUUGCUCAGAAACGCCAUUGAAAGAGAAGGAUUGGACAAGGUAGAAGACAAACUGGUGGGCAAGGCAAACAUUCUUCUGGAAAACAUGAGUACACUUAUAAGUGCAUACAAGAGUCGUAUGAGAACUUUGAUGGAAGAUGAGCUUCAUUUGCGCGACAAAAGCUGGCAGGCCAAUCUGAGCGAUUUGGAGGGUUGUCAACAGCUGCUGAGGGAAGCCCACCAGAGCACCCAAGAGGUUCUCUCAGAGUCCUCUGAAUUCGUCUUCAUCCAGCACUUCCUCAACAUCGAGGCGAGGGUGCGCCAGGCUGCCAACAUCACCAUCCCUGGCCUACCUGCUCAAGAGCGGUUCAAUGGCAAACACCUGCGCACCACCCUGCGAACGGACAACUUCCGAGCAGAGAUGAACCUCCUGCUGGACUGUCUCCAUGCCAUGAUGAACCCUCUAGACCUGACCUUCAACCCCGCCACAGCCCACCCUGGCCUUCUGCUGUCCACUGAUCUCAAAACAGUGAAGCAAUGUGGCGGAGGGAAGAGCGGCAGUGCUGGAGAUCACAGCGAGCGCUUCACCACGGCCGCUCAGGUCAUGUGUUCCCAGGGUUUCUCCACUGGAGUCCACAUGUGGACGGUGGAGAUAGGUCCUGGUUGCAUGUGGUCCGUGGGACUGUGCUACAAGAGCAUCUUGCGUAAAGGUGACCACAGCAAGCUGGGCCAUAACAGCAGUUCCUGGAGGCUGCAAUGGAAGAGCAAGAAGCUGACGGCAUGCUACGAUUCGGUUAACGUACCCUUAGGUGAUGGGUUGAUCGUGCCCCCGAAGAAGGUGGAAGUGACCCUGGAUUACGAAGGAGGAACUGUUGCGUUCCACAGCACAGGUCACGGAGGACGAAAGCAGCAUCUGCAUACGUUCAGUGCGCUGUUCAAAGAUGUUGUGUAUCCUGCGUUUGGUAUCCACUCUACUUCAGAGGAAUCUUGGAUAACUCUUUCAAGUGCAGCUUAACUGACACAUACACACACACACACAGGUUUUCAUUUUUCACUUUCUGUUAGAUGUUGCCUAAUUUUCAUUGUUUUGUUUGGCUUUUUAUGAAACAAAUAUGGCAAAACAUUUCAAUGCUCAAACAUUUGAAAAGGAACGGUUUGUGAAACAGUACAUUCUACGGUUGCAGGUGUUCCGGUGCUACGGUAUCAUUGCAAUGCUAAAGCUUCAAAAUACCCGCAAUGCCACUCUAUUUAUAGACGGUAGUACCGUAAGUAAUGUUGCACAUUAAUGUUCAUUUGAACAUUUUGAACGACUCAGACGAGAUAAUUAUUAAUUGAGUCAUUCAUCAAGACACUUGCUUCGUUCUUAAAUAAAUCAGUCGUUUGGACGAAUUAGUUGGUUAACUGAUUCAGUAAAAAAUUGGCGUCACCUACGGGCCGUUUUAGUUUCACAUUUAAAGCCUAACAAUUCCCUUUAUAAACAUUGCUGUAUAAGUUAAAUUUGUCACACAUUUGAAUUAGUUCCCACGUGGAAAAUGUUCUAGUGUACUUUAGUAUUUACUACAGAAAACUUUUCUUAAAAACAUUCUUAGACACUUGUGUUUUUUUAGUCUUACCAUAGUGAAA